Messenger RNA from Hyla sarda, 1012 nucleotides. Its product is annotated as medium-chain specific acyl-CoA dehydrogenase, mitochondrial. Gene Ontology annotation, molecular function: medium-chain fatty acyl-CoA dehydrogenase activity. Gene Ontology annotation, cellular component: mitochondrion. Gene Ontology annotation, biological process: fatty acid beta-oxidation; medium-chain fatty acid catabolic process. NCBI's taxonomy places the organism in Eukaryota, Metazoa, Chordata, Amphibia, Anura, Hylidae. The record is from RefSeq and is a predicted model, not a curated record. The transcript has a single exon. Bases 33 to 854 code for a protein of 273 amino acids.
AUGAGGCCCAGCAGAAGAAGUACCUGGGAAGAAUGACCGAGGAGCCGCUCAUGUGUGCAUACUGUGUAACUGAACCCGGAGCUGGAUCGGAUGUGGCCGGUCUGAGGACGAGAGCAGAGAAGAAGGGCAACGAGUACAUCAUCAACGGACAGAAGAUGUGGAUCACCAACGGAGGCAAAGCCAACUGGUACUUCCUAUUGGCUCGCACAAAUCCCGACCCUAAGGCUCCAACUGGAAAAGCUUUUACUGGGUUUAUUGUAGAGGCAGAUAGUCCUGGAGUACAAAUUGGGAGAAAGGAGAUGAACAUGGGUCAGCGGUGCUCGGACACCAGGGGGAUCGUGUUUGAAGACGUCCGUGUUCCUGCUGAAAACGUCCUAAUUGGAGAAGGAGCCGGUUUUAAAAUUGCCAUGGGGGCGUUUGAUAAGACCCGGCCACCGGUGGCAGCCGGAGCUGUGGGAUUAGCUCAGAGGGCGCUGGAUGAAGCCACAAAGUAUUCUCUGGAGAGGAAAACCUUCGGAAAAGUCCUGGCUGAGCAUCAAGCAGUGUCCUUCUUAUUGGCCGAGAUGGCGAUGAAAGUGGAGCUGUCCCGCUUGGCGUAUCAAAGGGCAGCCUGGGAGGUGGACUCGGGCAGAAGGAACACCUACUACGCCUCCAUUGCCAAGGCAUACGCCGGAGAUAUCGCCAAUCAGGUGGCUUCAGACGCUGUUCAGAUAUUUGGAGGAAACGGAUUUAACAGUGAUUAUCCUGUGGAGAAGCUCAUGAGGGAUGCAAAAAUCUACCAGAUCUAUGAAGGUACAGCCCAGAUCCAGAGACUCAUCAUUUCUCGGGAACAUUUCGGCAAGUACAAGGAUUGAAGUAUUCACUCAGGACCGAACGUCUUCCUUCACCCUCGGCCUUAAUGACAAGUUUGGCGUCUGCGCUGCAGGAGUUUCGUUACUUUGUAUCACUGCACUGUAGGACUGGCUGCAGAUUGGCGGCUUCUUGAUUGCGUCCAGCUUGCUCUUCUGAGUGU